CUGCUGACAGCCUUAUAAAUAGUCGCCUUUGCGGGCGGCCGGCGAGGACAGGCAGGGCACGCACUGGCCCCGGCGCCCACCCGCACCCCUCCCCCAGGGGCGACAGCCUGGGGACCCCCUCAGUUGAGAACCGUACAGACUGUGGCCACAGUGCUGACUCGGCUCCCCAGACCUCGGCAGGAUGGAAGAGAAGCUGAGGAAGACCAAGAUCGUCUUUGUGGUGGGCGGGCCUGGUUCGGGGAAGGGCACCCAGUGUGAGAAGAUUGUCCAGAAGUACGGCUACACCCACCUCUCCACCGGGGACCUCCUGCGGGCUGAGGUCAGCUCAGGCUCGGCCAGGGGCAAGAUGCUGUCGGAAAUCAUGGAGAAGGGGCAGCUGGUGCCACUGGACACAGUGUUGGACAUGCUCCGAGACGCCAUGGUGGCCAAGGUAGAUACUUCCAAAGGCUUCUUGAUCGACGGCUACCCCCGGGAGGUGAAGCAGGGGGAAGAGUUUGAGCGGAGGAUCGCACAUCCUACGCUGCUGCUGUAUGUGGACGCAGGCCCCGAGACCAUGACCAAGCGGCUCCUGAAGCGCGGAGAGACCAGCGGUCGUGUGGACGACAACGAAGAGACCAUCAAGAAGCGUCUGGAGACCUACUACAAGGCCACGGAGCCCGUCAUCGCCUUCUACGAGAAACGCGGCAUCGUUCGCAAGGUCAAUGCGGAAGGCACCGUGGACAGUGUCUUCUCCCAGGUCUGCACCCACCUGGACGCCCUCAAGUAGCAAAUCUGGAGCCCCUUCCCCAGCUCAGAGCCCCACCCCACCCUCGUCCUGACUCAAGGCCUUCCCCGCCUGAGCUCAACGCCUCCACCCUGCCCGGCUGGAGCACAGGCAGAGGAAGCCACUUUAUCCUGUUUUCAUGGACAGCCGAGCACUAAAGGAAUUUCCAAGGACA
Hippopotamus amphibius kiboko is the source of this 938-nucleotide messenger RNA. RefSeq names its product adenylate kinase 1 (gene AK1). The record is from RefSeq and is a predicted model, not a curated record. Gene Ontology annotation, molecular function: nucleoside diphosphate kinase activity; ATP binding; AMP kinase activity. The transcript has 8 exons. Bases 182 to 766 code for a protein of 194 amino acids. Gene Ontology annotation, biological process: ATP metabolic process; nucleoside triphosphate biosynthetic process. Gene Ontology annotation, cellular component: cytoplasm; cytosol. NCBI's taxonomy places the organism in Eukaryota, Metazoa, Chordata, Mammalia, Artiodactyla, Hippopotamidae.